CCACCACUUCCCAAACCUCCCGCACCUCACGCACCGCACGGCAAUUUCACGAGUUCACGAGCGCGUUGCAGCCUGCGUCAUCACUCCAUCUCGAGUGUAGCGAUCUCAAACCCUCAGUCGUGACAUUGUAACCCGUCGCCAUGUUGUCCGCAAUCUCGUGGGUCCCGCGCGGCGCGGCGAAGCCGUUCCCCAAAACGGCGGAGCUCGACGAGGACGAGGUCGCGGAGGUGCGCCGCCGCGCCGAAGGCGUCGCCGCCUCCGCCGCCGCCGCCGCCGUAGCUGGCGGCGCCGCUGACGCUGAGGAAGGAGAUGAGAGAGACGCAGAGGGGGACGCAGAGAACGACGAGGACGCUGCUAUGGAGGAGGAAGAGGAGGAGGGUGAGGAGGAGGAGGAGGACGGGGAGGCAGACGGGGAGGAGGCAGCGGCGGCGGCGGCGGCGCUUGCGGCGGAGAUUCGGAAAGCGAAGAAGGGCCAAUCGGCGGAUGACAGGCUGGCAGACGAGCUUGCUGAGCUGGACAUGGACCACUAUGACGACGAGGCUGACGCGGCGCCGAACCUGUUCGGUACGGGGAAGGGCAUCGGCGCGGCUUAUUACCGAAGCAACGAGGAAGAUCCGUACCUGACCAAAGCAGAGGGGGGGAUCGACGAUGACGAGGAGGAGGAGAUCGAAGAUCUGACCAUACGCGAUACAGACCUGCUCAUUCUCGCGGCAAGAAACGAGGAUGACGUCAGCUUCAUCGAGGUAUGGGUGUGCGAGGAGCAGCAGCAGCAGCAGCGGGGGGAGGAGGGGGAGGACGAGGACGUGGCGCAAAACGACAAGGAGCUCAACAUGUACGUGCACCACGAUAUCAUGCUCCCCGCGUUCCCCCUCGCGCUCGCCUGGAUGGACUUCAAUCCCGCCUCCGCCGCCGCCGGUUCCGCCGGUGCUUCCGCCGGGGCGGCCGCCGUCGCAGUUGCCGCCGCGGGAGGCGGCGCGAGCAUCCUGGCGCCAGGAAACUUCGUGGCAGUUGCGACUAUGGACCCUGCUAUUGAGAUUUGGGACUUGGAUGUUUUAGACGAGGUCGAACCCGCUGCAUCUUUAGGGGGGUUUGUGACAACAGCGGGGGGUCAGGGGGCGGAUGGGGAAGAGGAGGAUGAGGAGGGGGAGUGGGAGGAGGUGGAAGAGGAGGAGAUGGGAGAGGGGGGGGGAGGGGGUUCAGGGGUUAAGAAGGGUUCAAAGGGAAAGAAAGGGGAGAAGGACAAAGGAGGAAGGAAGGGAAGGAAGGGGAGGAAGGGCCAGGAGAGGGAAGCAAAGCAGAGCGGAAGCAGCCGACAAGGGAAGGCAGGAAAGGUUCAAAAGUCAGCAGCAGCAGUGCUAAAGGAGGGGAGUCACAAGGGCGCGGUGAUGGCCCUCUCGUGGAACCGCGAGUACCGCAACGUGCUGGCGAGUGGCGGCGAGGACCGGCGGGUGAAGGUGUGGGACAUGGCCGCCCAGCGCUGCGACCGCACGCUCAAGCCGCACACCGGCAAGGUGCAGGCCGUGGCGUGGGCGCCCCUGCAGCCUACCAGUCUGCUUUCUGGAUCGUUUGACCGCACAAUCGCUCUGACGGAUGUUCGAUCGCCUGAUGCUACAGUGCUGCGGUGGGGCGUCUCUGCUGACGUGGAGGCCCUUGCGUGGGACCCACACGACAGCACCCGAUUCGUCGUCUCUUCUGAGGACGGGCUUAUCUGUUGCCACGACACGCGGGCGUGCAGCAGCACUGGCACCACCAACCCUAUCGCCAGCUCAGCAUCCCCCGGUUCCCCCUUCCCGAACGCCCUCUUCACGAUUCAUGCGCACACCAAGGCGGUGUGCACCGUUUCCUGGAACCCUAAAAUCCCGCAUCUCCUGGCGUCUGGGUCGACGGACAAGACAGUGAAGCUGUGGGAUCUCACGGGCAACCAGGCGCGCUGCAUGGAGUCGUCAAACCCUAAGCUGGGCGCUGUUUUCUCGGUGGCGUUUUGCGCCGAUGCUCCUGGUUUCCUGGCGAUGGGAGGGUCCAAGGGGAAGCUCAAGGUGUGGGAUACCAGGAAGGUAGCGGAUGUGGGACAGAGGUUGAGUAGAGUAGUGUAGGCAUGGUCAUGUUUGCAGUAAAACUAGUUACUGGUGUGUUAUCGCCUUAGGAGCCCACUGGGUGGUUCAGAUCCAUCUGAACCUGUGUCUAGUAAUGGGGUACAAGUUUUGACAGUGUCAUUGCUACAAUGGCUCAUCUGCCCCAAUCUGUUUUAAGCUUACCACCU
Closterium sp. NIES-67 is the source of this 2260-nucleotide messenger RNA. NCBI's taxonomy places the organism in Eukaryota, Viridiplantae, Streptophyta, Zygnematophyceae, Desmidiales, Closteriaceae. The record is from the annotation of a GenBank genome assembly.